This is a messenger RNA of Lathyrus oleraceus (garden pea), 3724 nucleotides long. RefSeq lists its product as uncharacterized. Gene Ontology annotation, cellular component: endoplasmic reticulum membrane. Bases 2650 to 3501 code for a protein of 283 amino acids. The transcript has 5 exons. The record is from RefSeq and is a predicted model, not a curated record. NCBI's taxonomy places the organism in Eukaryota, Viridiplantae, Streptophyta, Magnoliopsida, Fabales, Fabaceae. Gene Ontology annotation, biological process: vacuolar proton-transporting V-type ATPase complex assembly.
UUGAUUAAUAGCAAUUAAAUGAGAUUUAACUAAUGGAAGCUAAUUAAGAUGAAGGAGGGGGUAAACCAAGCAGAAUGAGGGUUUGAUAAGUAAAGUAUGGGCGCAGGCGGCGGAGGAGAUCAAAUCAUCUCCCUAUCUACAUCAUUGGAACCAGCUAUACACCCUCAACCUAUAUAUGCCCCUGAUUUUUUCCGAUUCUCAAAUGAAACCAUAAAUCGAAGACAACUCCUCUAUAAACCCUAAAUCGAAGAUCCGAAAUUAAAUGCAAGAUAGAUGAAAUUGGAUCUAACGCGUUUAGGGCUUUAACUUCAUAGGAAAAGAAUUGUAUCCUGUCAAUAAUUUUGAAGACAAAAUAAAGAAAAAGACGCACUGAAGCUUACCGGCCAGAGACUCUUUCAGGGUUUGGUAUAAAGAUGGGAGUAGUUCAAAAGUUUUUCAUUGCAUCACUGUUCAUGUGGUCAGUCCCUCUUGCAAUAUUAUAUGCUUUCAACCAUAAUCUACUUUCUGAAGUAUUUUGACAGCUCAGUUAAAGGGUACGAAUUCACAAGUGAAAAACAGUUAUAACACAAAUCAAAGGAGGGUGUAGCAUCAAUUGUUUGAGCAGUUAGAAACCUGAAAGAGACUUCAUCUUCUUCAUCUUCUCAAUCUCUUUUCUUCAAGAACAUCAACACAUAAUCAUUCUUGUUCUUUGGAUUAAAGGAUCAACGAGAUAAUGUUUAGUGGAACGAUCAAGGAUCUAGCUGAGGUGUUCAGUGGAACGAUCGAAGAUCUAGCUGAGUUGAAGGUUGAAGGGGGUUUCGAGGAAAAACCAAAUGGUUUGUCCUUCAAGAACUGGAGUGUUCUUGCGGGUUUGUUAGUCACGUUUGCAGAACAGAUUCAGCCGUAGCGUAAGGUUUGGAAAUUGGGUAAUUUCGCAAACAGGUUGUGGAACCGGUGAAUUGUUUGCAAUUUCUUGCAGGAAAUUCUUGAUCGAGCUCAGAUCAAGUGGAGGUUUUAUACAAGAAGAAGAUCUUGGGAUUUAGAUUUCUGUCUUUGUAUUGCAACCUUGUAUCAACGAAUUCGGCAUUAUUGAUAAUAACAGUUCUCAAUUUCAUUUGAAAUUGAGAGGGAGACGUACCCACACGCGAGGACGACAGUGGGGAACUUCCUUACCAAAUCUCUGCGUAUCGUAUUAUUUCCUUAUCUCUCUUUACGUUUUCAACAGUUUUGUGAUUUCAGUUGGUGUAUUGUGGCUGUACAUUUCGUGAUACAAUAGUGGCAAGAAAACAUCUUUAUCUAAACUCCACCAUUGUUCAUCAUUGAUCACAUACACACCAAAUGUUCGACAAAACUGUCAGCUCAGUUUUAUUCAUUGGAAUUAGAAUUUAGUGAUAAGUGCAUUUGAUUUGAUAAUAUUUUGGUGUUAAUAAUCUCUAUCGUUCUAAUUCAAAUCCAGCAAUAAAUUCGCGUGUCCGGUUUUCUAGUAGCGGUUCAGAAUAGACGGAAGUCGAUUCGGGACUGUAAUUUUCCGCUAAGUUUCAAUAACUCUGAUAAGAAUUUUUAAAUCCGUUUAUUAAAAAGAGGUGAUCUAUUCACCCCCCUCUCGAUCACUAACCACACCGUCUAACAAGUGGUAUCAGAGCGCCGGUUCGCUGAUGUUCUGUGGCUGCCUGUAACGAUAUGGAUUAUGAACCAAAGGGGGCGUAUAAUAGAGCGCCGAUUUUCAACGGUGAAAAUUACGGCUACUGGAAAGACUGCACGCGAGUUCAUAUAAAUUCUGUUGAUAAGCUAGUAUGGGCUGCCAUUGAAAAUGGUCCUUUUCAAAUUACUAUGACAAAUGCAGCUGGCGUCAUAGUUCCUAAACCAGAAGGUGAUUGGAAUGAGAAAGAUGAGAAAAAGUGGUCGAGUGAUUGGAGAGCUCGAAAUAUGCUAAUUUUAGCACUUGGUGUUGAUGAGUAUUAUCGGGUAUCCCAUUGCACGACAGCUAAAGAAAUGUGGGAUGCUUUAGAAGUUACCCAUGAGGGUACUACUGAAGUAAAACAGUCCCACAUUAACACACUCAAUCAAGAGUUUGAGCUCUUUCGCAUGAAACAAGGAGAAUCUAUCUCCGACAUGCAAAAGAGAUUUACUCAUCUCACUAAUCGUUUGAAUGCACUUGGAAAACCUGUUUCCAAUGAAAUAGCUACUAAUAAAAUUCUGAGAUGUCUUAGCAGAGAAUGGCAAUAUAAAGUAACAGCUAUUAAGGAAGCAAACGAUCUAACGACACUUACGAUUACAACUCUGUUUGGAAAGCUGGAAGAACAUCAGCAAGCAUUAGAAAGUCUUGAAAAGUUUGAGAACAAAAGUAAGAAGGAAAAGGAGAAGAAGAGAGACAAAGAGGGAGAGAAGAAGCAAAUAGCUCUUGUGGCCUCUAGCUCUAAGUCCUCACGAAAAGAGCAAAGUGACAAUGAUUCUAGUAGUGGCAAAGAUUCAGAUGAUGAGGAAAUGAGACUUUUUGUAAGGAGAUAUAAUAGAUUCAUUCUAAAGAAUGGAGUCAAGCAUUCCGACAAAAACCUCAUGAAGUUUCGAAGACAAUCUACAGAUUCAAAACAGGAAGAGAAUAAGAAGAGUAGAGGAAAAUGAUAUUGUUUUAAUUGUGGUAAAUCUGGACAUUAUAAAACAGAUUGUCCUAUGAAGUAUAAGGAUAAAGGAAAAUCUCCACCAAAAGGGUACAACAAACAAAGAAGAACUUACAUUGCAUGGGAAAGUAAUAGUGAUUCAUCAAGCACACAAAGUUCAAGUGAUAGUGAUGAAACCGCAAAUCUGUGCCUUAUGGCUCACACCAAAAAUGUGUCCUACCACAAGAAGAAAAUCAAUGAUAAAAAGGUAAAACAAGCCUAUUAUAAUAAUUUCUCUUCUAUGUCUUUUUCUGAACUGAAAAUAGCUUUUGAAAAACUACAUAACGAAGCUGUAGAUGCAUUUAAAAGAUUAUCUUCUGAUAAACAAAUUUUUUCAUUUCUGGAAGGUAAAGUAUACAAAGCUGAAAAAGAUUUAGAAUGGUUAAAAGUUAGUAUUGCAGAAACUUCAAAAAAUAUUGACAUUGAUGGAUGUAAUAAAGUUGGGUAUUGUGAAGCUUGUCAUAUUUGGCAACAAGAGGAUGAGUGCCUUGCUUCCGUAGAUAGGAGAUGGUUUCUUGACAGCGGCUGCUCAAGGCACAUGACCGGUGACAUAUCGCUUUUUAUAGACUUCAAAGCAAAGAAGAAGGGAUAUGUUACUUAUGGAGACAAUAACAAAGGAGCUGUACUUGGCAAAGGUAGUGUAGGAAUUUCCAAUUUGUCCCCUUACUCUAUGACACUAGUGAGCGGAUUUCUUGCCGUCAUAUCUGUUAAUAUAGUCAUUGCAUUUUACAUAUAUUUGGCAAUGAGAGAACCCGCAGAUAAACAUGAGCCUGAUCCUAAAUUUCUUGCUGAGGCCAAAGCUAGUAUAAACCAGUCUACAGGAGAUGCUCAACAAUCUUCCCAGCCUCUCAAGAAACAGCAGUAGGUUGGUGUUCUUAGAUUUCUUGGUGGUAAACAUGAGUUGUUAUGUUCAUCUCGGGAAGGGGAGGGGAGAAUGGGGAUGAAGGAAGAAUGUCCUGAAUUGUGUGUUGAUGAUAUUUCUGUUAUGAAGUUUGCACACAAUCCAUUUUGUGCGCAACUUGUUUUCAUUAUGUUAGUUUUGUAUCAAUUUUAUUUAUAUAUUUUCAAGUUACUUUUAGUUCUGAAUA